AUGUUGAGAUACCAUGGGGCAGCUAGUGGUUUACCCUUGGUUUUCAACAUUAGCAGGAUUAUGUUGAGGCCGUCGUCGUUUGUCAGGCCAUUCCAUCAUGGUUCGCAUUAUCUUCAGCACGUCGAUGGGACCACUGAUAAAAAAAACGGUAAUAAAAGUGAAGUACGGACAACAGAUGACACUGUUUGGAAGAAAAAUAUAGAGCCUCAAUGGCAACACCUGAGAAAAAAAUUCACCGAGUUGUACUCCAGAUUCAACUUCCAUCGAGGACAAUUAUCCUAUCAGGUUAAUAAGGCGAAGAAAUCUAUUCAAGAGGCAAACAAGAAACUAUCUGAGCAAGAGAAUGAAAUCAACGAUUCCCGUUUGAAUUAUAAUAAAGAUGAAUUGACUAGUGGAAAAAUUGAAGGAUUGCCCUCCGAAAGGGAACAGCAUAGAAAGAAAUGGUCGAGAAAAAUGGAAUUUUAUUUUGACUCUUUGCAGGAGACUUUAUUCACUGCGACGCGUGCUCUGAAUGACGUGACCGGAUACUCUAGCAUUCAAAAACUCAAAUCUAGCAUUAGUCUAAUGGAAAAGAAAUUAGAAGCUACAAAAAAAGAGCAUAAAUUGUACAAAACGCAAUAUGCCAAUGCCAUUGAUGAACGUGCUCAAUCUCAAAGAGAAGUCAAUGAGUUAUUGCAAAGGCAAAAUGCAUGGUCUUCGAGUGAUUUAGAAAGAUUCACACAGCUAUACAAAAAUGACGCCCUAAAUGCCAAACAAGAGCAAGAAUUAAAGAGCAAAGUUAAGGAAAUUGAAAACAGAGAAGAACAGCUGAACGAUGACUUGUACAGGGCCAUUUUGACCAGGUAUCAUGAAGAACAAAUUUGGUCGGAUAAGAUUAGAAGAACAUCCACUUGGGGUACAUUCAUUCUAAUGGGUAUGAAUAUAUUCUUAUUUGUUGUCUUACAACUGCUGUUAGAACCCUGGAAACGAAAAAGAUUAGUAGGAUCCUUUGAAGACAGAGUAAAAAGUGCUCUCGAUGACUAUUCUAAGGAGCAGAAUAUAAAGAUAGAUAAAGUGUUAUCUGAAAGGUUAUACGCGGACCAAGAUAAUAAGGAAAACUUAAUUCUUGAAGAACCCGUUGAGCAGAGACCAGAGUGUGUGACUGCAAUGCCAGCGAUUGUAACUACUGAGACUGCAACGAAAAUAAAAUCCUUCAGGGGUAUUUGGGACCGGAUAAAGUCGCUCUUCGCUACGCUAAAGGGCAUAGAAUUCAGAAAACUCGAUGCUCCCCUGGUCGUCAACACGUUAGAAUUCUACUUAUACUCAAUUUCUCUGGUGAGUAUGACGAUCUUGAUAUUUGGGGCAAUAUGA
This is a messenger RNA of Saccharomyces kudriavzevii IFO 1802, 1350 nucleotides long. It is a transcript of the gene SHE9, whose product is annotated as She9p. Gene Ontology annotation, biological process: inner mitochondrial membrane organization. The transcript has a single exon. NCBI's taxonomy places the organism in Eukaryota, Fungi, Ascomycota, Saccharomycetes, Saccharomycetales, Saccharomycetaceae. The coding region runs from base 1 to 1350 and encodes 449 amino acids. The record is from RefSeq and is a predicted model, not a curated record. Gene Ontology annotation, cellular component: mitochondrial inner membrane.